Messenger RNA from Trichoderma breve, 1005 nucleotides. RefSeq lists its product as uncharacterized. The transcript is spliced from 5 exons. The record is from RefSeq and is a predicted model, not a curated record. Lineage: Eukaryota; Fungi; Ascomycota; Sordariomycetes; Hypocreales; Hypocreaceae. Bases 1 to 1005 code for a protein of 334 amino acids.
AUGGCUUCCCAAUGGCUUGGAUCGAUUCCUCCUCCUCCGGGAGUCGAGCCGAAUUUCAUUGAUCCGUAUGAUCAUAUGACGGAGAAUAUUGCGCUGCAUACGGUGUUACUGACGCUGACCACGCUGGCCGUGGGUAUGCGACUUUACACGCGCUUAAGGAUCACAAAGGCCAAACUUGGGGUGGACGACUGUUAUACAAAGGGAAUCGGUCGCCACAUGUGGAAUGUCCCCAUUCAAGAUGUCACAGAAAUGCUAAAGUGGUUUUCCAUCGGAUCCUUUAUUUACUUGCUCCUCGGGGGCUGCGUCAAACUCACCUUCCUCUUCUUCUACUACCGAAUCUUCUCGGAAACAAACAAGAUGCGCUACCUCGUCAUACUCGGCAUCGUGUUGGUCGUCGGCUUCAGUCUCAGCCUGUUCUUCGGAAACGUCUUUAGCUGCAUCCCGGUGGAAAAAGCAUGGAACCCAAUUGUCCCAGGCCACUGUUUGAACCCUGUGAUUCUGCCUUAUGUUUCUGGCAUCUCGAGCUCGGUGUUGGAUCUGUACACGCUGGUUUUGCCUGUCCCGGUCCUUGUGGGCCUGAACAUGGAUCUGAAGCGGAAGGUGAAGGUCAUUGCCGUCUUUAGCAUUGGUCUACUGGCCUGCGCCGCCAGUCUUAUUCGCCUCGGAAUGACGCCGAUUCUCCAUAGCAGUCCCGAUGCUUCCUGGAAUCUCUCCAAGAUGUCUGUGUGGGCGACUGUCGAAGUCAACGUGGGCCUCAUUUGCGCGUGUCUCAUGCUUCUGCCCGCCUUCCUCAACCACGUCCUCCAAGGCCCCGUCCUGGAUUCCAUGUCUCGCUUGUUCUCUGGAGCUUUUGGUCGGUUGUCUGGGAGGAGAUCUCAUGAGAGCAAGUCUCCUAUUGGGAACCGCGAUACUUGGGCGGCGUAUGUUGAGCAGCGAGAUUCCGACUCUCAGUUCAAGGGCCUGCACCACCACGAGGUUGCGCAAAACGAAGUCGCGCAAAAAUAA